Molecule: messenger RNA, 1170 nt
Organism: Dichotomopilus funicola
Lineage: Eukaryota; Fungi; Ascomycota; Sordariomycetes; Sordariales; Chaetomiaceae
Product: NRDE protein-domain-containing protein
Exons: 1
Coding region: 1-1170 (389 amino acids)
Biological process (GO): Golgi organization; protein secretion
Cellular component (GO): Golgi apparatus
Source: RefSeq, a predicted model, not a curated record
AUGUGCAUCGUAUUAAUGACCACGGCGCAUCCCGAUUAUGCCCUUGUGGCAAUCGACAACCGGGAUGAGUACAUCCUCCGUCCAACCAGCCGACCGCAUUGGUGGACGGCCCGGCCCGAGGUCGAGUCCCGGGUCCCGAACGGAGGAACCACGAACGGCACCAACGGGAAGGGCAGCACCAAUGGCAACGGUAGCACCAAUGGAUUAGGAAAGGGGAGCCCGGCUGGGGAAGUCGAAAUUCUGUCUAGCCGGGACCUCCAAAGAGCGGCACGAGGAACAUGGCUGGGCAUCACCAAGGACGGGAACUUCGCCAUCUUGACCAACUACCGCGAGGCGAUCACUGACGUCGCGGCACACCCCGUAUGUGGUGUCCGUAGCCGCGGGAGCAUGGUGACGGCCUGGCUCAGGGCAGACCCGGCCGAGACGACCGAGCACUUUGUUCACCGGAUGCUGGCCGGCAACGGCGUGAAGGGCGUCGGCGGUUUCUCCCUGAUAUGCGGCAAACUGCGCAAGGCACAAGAAGAGAAGAACAUCGACCCCCUGUCCAUCAUAUCAAACCGCUGCGAUCACGCCGGACAGGUUCCUUGGAUCUGCGGCCAGCGGGGGUCUGUUUAUGGGCUCAGCAAUGCCAUCUAUGUCGAUCAAAACGGCGGAUUUGACGAGGAAGAGAGCAGCUUGUGGCCCAAAGUCCAAAAGGGCAAGACCUUGCUUAGCCAAACUGUGGCCGACGCCGUUGCAUCUUCGUGCAGCGAGACAGAGUUCAUCGCCUCCUUGUUUAAAGUCCUGGACACCGAUGACUUUCCGCUGGACCACAGCACCGACGUCGAACAGGCCGUUCGAUCCCUUAGGAACUCAAUUUUUAUCCCACCCCUGGGUGGUAAGGAGCGCCAGCAAGAAAUGGAAAAGGCCCGACAGCAUGGUCGCGACAAUCACAAUCACCCACCCAGCGCAGAAACCACAGAAGCCGUGGCCCGGCCGGAUGAGGUGAACGGGUUCGAGUCCGGCCUUUACGGGACCCAGCGGCAGACCGUUAUCCUAGUCGACUGGGAUGGCAAUGUCACGUUCAUAGAACGUGCGCUGUGGGACAGCCAUGGAAAUGCGAUCCCAAAGGGAGAGGGUGAUGAAAUCUUCAAGUUCAAGGUGGAGGGCUGGGAGGCUCGGGUAGAGUAA